Messenger RNA from Phalacrocorax carbo (great cormorant), 3402 nucleotides. Lineage: Eukaryota; Metazoa; Chordata; Aves; Suliformes; Phalacrocoracidae. The record is from RefSeq and is a predicted model, not a curated record.
CGUCGUGGGAGGCCGCGUGGCGUGGAGGUUCGGUGGGAGCCUGUGGGCGAACGUGACCCCGCGGGGGUGGCGGGAUGCGAGGAGGAGAGGAAGGCAACUGAAGGGCUGAAUACAGCUGUGAUGUACAUCUGUUUGAUGAAGAAGGUGUCGAUUUUUCACAGUCACUUUCCAAAAUUAUCUGGAUUGAAAAGUAAGACAAAAUAUGACAGAAGAAGCAAGUGCAGAUGAUUUUCAAGUUCGGGAUUUUCUCAAGAAGAAGAAGAAGAGAAAACACAAAAAAUACAGAAAGAAACAUGAAAAUGAGGAAAGAGAAAGUAUAGAAAAUGCAGAGCUUAGCUGUCCUUCUCCGCUGCUGUUGGAAGAUGGAGCAGCACAGAAUGGUGAAGGCUGUAAAAAGAAGAAAAAAACCCAAAAUGAGGGGGAGAAGCAAGAGCCUUCAUUAGAUAAUUCUUGUGUAGGACUGGACUAUGAAAUUAGUAAUGAAACUGGAGUGGAUGUUUCCCCAAAGAAAAAGAAAAAAAAAAAAAAGCGGAAGUAUCAUGAUAGUACAGAUGCGCAAAGCGAUGUAACUUGUGUUACAGUAAAUCAGCAUAGCAGUGAUGCUUGUCAGGAGUUUGAUGCUGAUUAUAUUUAUUUAAAACAAUCUGUUAAGAAGAAAAGAAAAGAUAAAUUGCCUGAAGAGGAUGAGAUACAUAAGCUGCCUACCUCAGAAACAUGUGAUGAAAAUUAUAAUAUAAGCUCAAAAAAGAAAAAAAAGAAGAAGAAGAAGAAAAGAGGCAGUAGUACCCAGGAUUUGCAGGAGGACACAGGUGUAACCGUUGGCUCGUCACUGUUGUCAUCUCCAGAGCAAAACAGGCAAGGGGAAGACACAGUCUUGCCAUUACCUGCAGAACAGGGCGCUGUGGCAAUGCCCCAGCAGCGGCAUGAAGGUGGUGACUGCGAUGAUUCUCCUGCCAUGAGUGAAGAUCCUGUGGAUGCACCUGCUAAUUCUUCUAAGCAGACUAAAGCAGGUGAUGAAUCUCCUCGAAAAACUCCAGGGCGUUCUAGAAAGGCAAUAAAAAGCAGCGCUUUUGUCAUGGAAGAAAGCUCUUCAGAAUCUGAUGUCAUGACACCAGAACCCUCGGCAUCAAAGAGAAAGGAGGGCCAGGAUAGUUCCUUCUCUGAAAUGGCAGCCACUGAUGAGCCUAGUCUGGAUGAGGAAGAUUGGCUGGGCUAUACCAUGUGUUCAGUCAUGGAUCUGGAUACAGCAAAACAAGAAUUGGAACAGUUUAUUCCUCAUGUGAGGAAUAUAUCGGAUGAUUCAAUCAGGAAGAUGGCUGGAAGAGACUUAAUGAGGUUUAAACAGUUUCAGAAACAAGGUAUUGCUGUCAAGUUUGGUAGAUUUUCUGAGAAGGAAAAUAAUCAAAUCCGGAAGAAUGUUGAAGAGUUCUUAUUGAUUACUGGAAUAGACAGUGCUGAAAAACUCCUGUUUACCUCAAGGUAUCCAGAAGAUAAAGAAACUAUCAGUCGCCUAAAAGUAGAACAUCAUUUUUGUGAAAAACUUUCUGAGGGCAUACCGCGACCCUGGAGGCUGAUAUAUUAUCGAGCAAGGAAGAUGUUUGACCCAAAUAAUUAUAAAGGGAGGUAUACUAAGGAUGAAAAAGAAAAAUUAAAGAAAUAUCAUGCUCUGCAUGGCAAUGAUUGGAAGAAGAUCUCUGAGAUGAUGUCCCGUUCUAACCUCUCAGUUGCUAUGAAAUACUCUGAAAUCAAGUCGGCUAUUAAUUAUGGUCCUUGGUCAAAGGAAGAGACCCAGAAGUUAAUGCAUGCAGUGGAGGAGGUGAUUAGGAAAAGAAUGAAAAUAGAAGAUAGAAAUUCUCUUUCAUCAUCGGAAAAGUCGCAUAGAGAGAUCUUGAUUGACCGUGAGAGACUGUACCAGAAACUGCCAUGGACCGAGAUUGAAGCUAAAGUGGGAACGCGGUAUUGGAGACAAUGUAAACAGAAAUGGACUACAAUUUUAACAAAGAAGAUGACCAAAGGGCAGCAGUUAUAUAAGGGGACCAAAAGAUUACAGGCCAAGAUCAAUCUUAUUAAAAGAUUGUAUGAAAUGAAAGUGGAGGAUGCUAAUGAAGUAAACUGGGAAGAACUCAGUUAUACUAUUGGAGAUGUCCCUAGAUCCUAUGUUCAAGCAAAAUUUUAUAAGCUGAAAGCCUCCUGUGUCCCUUCAUGGCAAAAAAAGACUUUUUCUGAAAUUGUUGAUUAUCUUUUUAAAAAGAAGCUUCCGGAACUUGAAGAAAAGUUAGAAAAAGGGAAAGGGAAAGGGAAAGACCUUAGUUCUGACAGUUCAACAGCCAGCCAACAGAAGAAAGCUUUCCGAUUCAGUGAAAUUUUUGACUCCAGUGAAGAGAGUGAUUAAUUGACUGCCUUAAAACCAAUUUCUAGUCUGCAUAUAUAACUGCAGGAUGCGUCUGGGUGAAAGUGGGUGCAGAUCAACAACUGCAGGUACUCAGGCUGACAAUGGAAAAAGGAGAGAUAUACACGUCUGAUUUUGUUUCAUAUUGAAGACUGAGGUAAAUACAGUUUUUGUGCCACCUUUUGUUACCUUGAUUUAGCUCUGGUUUUAGAAAUCUGCUUUUUAAGCAUUGAAGUUGCUUUCUGAAUGUCUCGACAAUAGUAUGUUUUCUACUCCUUUGUUUUCUGUGGAGUUGAAAGCUACUGUUCACCCUUUGUGCAUGAACUUGGUUUUCAGAACUUCAAUGAAUUUUAAGUAAUAAAAAAUAAAUUCCUGGAAUUGGGAAAAGGCUUUCAAUUUGCUUUUAAAUCUCUAUAAUAAAAAAAUCUUAAGACAUCUGUGUUGAUAGAAACAGCAUAACUUUGACUUUGUUUUGUUGUUUGUUUUUUUUUUUUUAACAGAUAUCUUGUUCUUAAAAGCACCUGAGUUUUAUUUUUAUAGUAGACCUAUACUUUUAUCAGCCCGUCUAGAGGAAAGGGAUAUUUGUUUGUUACUGUUCAUAAAUUGUAAUUUCAUUUCAUGCUAAACAGAACAAUGCAUUUUAAAUGUUUUUGUUAAUAUUUGGAAUACAGAGACACAUAUAUGUAUUUCUAUUGUGCCAAGGAGAAUUUCCUAUUAAAAUGUGGAAAGUUGAGGGAUAAGAUGGAGGUUGUACUCAUGUUGUUGUAUGAUAUUUUUAACUAUCUGCCAAGAGUGAUAAUUUGUAAAUGAAUGCUUUAAAAAAAAUCUUACUGUGCAUGUAAAGUAUUUAUAUGGCUUGUUUAUAUUUUCUGUUGGAAAGUAUUGGGAAGUAAUGCAAGAAGGCUUUGUUUCUGACAUACUGCUUUUGAUAAGCGAGACUUCCCUUCUUUAAUGAUUGUCACUGAAAAUGCAGAACUUCCAACAGCUUGAAAUAAAGGCCUUGUCAGAGGUUU